AUGGCGGCUUUAGGUGAUGAUUUAAGGGAAUUGGAUGACAUAACUGGUGGUCUCCGCCCGCGGAGGCAUGACGAUGAUGAUGACGGCUCGGAUAAUGGGGAUGACGACCUAGAAAGUACAACUAGCGCUCCCGCUGCUGGGAAUGCAGAAAAUCAAAGACACACAGAGGAGGAAAAGGAGCUCCCGCCACAUGCAUGCGCAUAUUGCGGCAUCCAUAAUCCGAGCAGUGUUGUGAAAUGUCUCUCCUGCAGCAAGUGGUUUUGUAGCGCUCGUGGAAAUACCUCGUCCUCUCACAUUGUCAACCACCUCGUUCGAGCACGACACAAAGAAGUGCAAUUACACCCUGCCUCGUCUCUCGGGGAUACAAUUUUGGAGUGCUACAAUUGUGGAACUAAGAACGUCUUCCUUCUUGGGUUCAUUCCAGCGAAGUCUGAUACGGUCGUCGUAUUACUAUGCCGUCAACCUUGUGCCGCCAUGCCAUCGUCCAAAGACAUGAACUGGGAUACUUCCCGCUGGCAGCCACUCAUAGAAGAUCGUUCGUUCCUGCCGUGGCUUGUAGCUGCACCGUCUGACCAAGAGCAGCUGCGAGCUCGCCACCUUAGCCCCCAGCUCAUUGCAAAACUGGAGGAAAUGUGGAAAGAAAACUCCCAAGCCACGUUCUCAGAUCUCGAGAAGGCCACCGCUGUAGAUGACGAGCCUGCCCCCGUUCUUCUGCGUUAUGAUGAUGCUUUCCAGUAUCAGAACAUUUUCGGACCACUCGUCAAGAUUGAAGCGGAUUACGAUCGAAAAUUAAAAGAGUCACAGUCGCAGGAUGGGUUGAUUGUGCGGUGGGAUCUUGGUCUCAACAACAAACAUCUGGCUAGCUUCAUUCUACCAAAGCUUGAGCUUGGCGAUGUCAAACUGGCCGUAGGAGACGAAAUGCGACUGAAAUACACUGGAGAACUGCGGCCCAAGUGGGAAGGGGUUGGAUACGUCAUCAAGAUCCCGAACAACCAGUCUGAUGAGGUUACUAUUGAGCUGCGAGCAAAGGGAGAUCAUAAGUCGGUGCCUACAGAGUGUACACAUAAUUUUACUGCCGACUAUGUAUGGAAGUCCACCUCUUUUGAUCGUAUGCAACUCGCCAUGAAGACGUUCGCAGUUGAUGAGAUGAGCGUUUCUGGUUACAUCUUCCAUCGGCUUCUGGGUCAUGAGGUCGCCGCUGCACCAAUGAAGACACAGAUGCCCAAGAAAUUCAGUGUCCCUGGCCUUCCAGAACUAAAUGGUAGCCAGAUUAACGCAGUCAAGAGCGUCCUACAGAGGCCUCUGAGUCUUAUUCAAGGACCUCCCGGAACCGGAAAGACUGUCACAUCCGCUACCAUCAUUUAUCAUCUUGCCAAACUCAAUGGAGGUCAGGUACUAGUCUGCGCUCCUUCCAACGUCGCCGUUGAUCAACUCUGCGAGCGUAUCCACAGAACCGGUCUGAAGACAGUACGUGUAACAGCCAAAUCCCGCGAAGACGUUGAAUCUCCCGUUGGUUUCUUGUCUCUGCAUGAGCAAGUUCGCCUGAAUGAUAGCAAUAUCGAACUCCUGAAGCUUAAUCAGCUUAAGUCGGAACUCGGGGAGUUGUCGAGCCAAGACGAAAAGCGACUGAAACAGCUCACGCGUUCAGCGGAGCGCGAGAUUUUGAACAACGCUGAUGUUAUCUGCUGCACUUGCGUUGGUGCCGGUGACCCUCGUCUCGCGAAACUCAAGUUCCGCACUGUAUUGAUCGACGAAUCUACACAAUCCGCUGAACCGGAGUGUAUGAUUCCGUUGGUUCUAGGAUGCAAGCAGGUUGUCCUCGUUGGUGAUCACCAGCAGCUUGGACCCGUCAUUAUGAACAAGAAAGCAGCUAAAGCAGGUCUCAACCAGUCGCUUUUUGAGCGACUCUACCGUAUGCAUCCAUGUCUCUCAGAGUUCCCUUCGAACAUGUUUUACGAAGGUUCUCUGCAGAACGGCAUUUCUUCUAUCGAGCGUCUUCGUCGUGAUGUUGACUUCCCCUGGCCCAUCAGCGAUAAUCCCAUGAUGUUCUGGUCGAACUUGGGCAAUGAGGAGAUCUCUGCCUCUGGAACAUCUUAUCUCAAUCGUACAGAAUCCACAAAUGUGGAGAAAAUAGUGACCCGUUUCUUCAAGGCUGGUGUGCAGCCUCAAGACAUUGGUAUCAUUACCCCUUAUGAAGGGCAGCGUAGCUACAUCGUUAGCUCCAUGCAGGCAACGGGUACCUUCAAGAAGGAACACUACAAGGAAAUUGAAGUUGCUUCCGUUGAUGCUUUCCAGGGACGAGAGAAGGAUUUCAUCAUUCUCUCUUGUGUGCGUUCCAACGACCACCAAGGCAUCGGUUUCUUGAGCGACCCGCGUCGUCUCAAUGUUGCACUUACACGAGCGAAGUAUGGUCUAGCGAUCCUUGGUAACCCAAAGGUGCUAUCUAAGCAUCCUUUGUGGAACUGCCUGUUGCAGCACUUCAAAGAACGGCAUUGUUUGGUUGAGGGACCUCUGUCCAAUCUUCAGGAAUCCCUGAUCCAGUUCAGCCGCCCUAAACAGGCAUAUAGAGGGCCGCAGCGAUUCCAGAUGGCGUACAACCACGCCUCUAGCGUGACCAGCGGAAUGAUGAAUGGAAGAAAUGGCCAGCGCAACGACUUCCACGACAACGGAUCCGUGAUAGGCUAUAUUCCUGACGAUGUCUCCUCUGUCCACUCUUCUGCUCUUGGUGGUGUCGGUAUUCCUUCAGGGUAUCCUCCUAUGUUCCAGAACUUCGCAGACUCUUGGCCUGCCCUCCCAGGAAACCGUCGGGCCAAUGGCAACAGAGGAAAGGGAGCGCCUAGCAUUGCUGGUGAAUCCAUUGCGGCGACAGAAUCUGACGUUACUGCAAGUAUCAUUGAUGGCAAGAGUGUUGAUCAGGGCGGCGUGAGUCUCGCUGGACUGAGUAUCCACGAUAUGAGUAAACAGCCCAGUCUGUCCCAGUCCGACCGUUUGAAGCGCUACGUCGAAUCUGGUGGUCGCGAGCCUUACAAGCCUGGUGUUGCCGAUAAUAAUAGUAUUUUUGGUGGAAGCUCUGCCAGCAUUCGUGUUACUCGUGGUGUGCCAGGUCAUAUCAUUGAUGACGACGACACACGCAGUGUUUCUACUGCGUUUGCGAGCCAGGUGGGGGGAAACUACGAUUGA
This is a messenger RNA of Aspergillus pseudonomiae, 3180 nucleotides long. Its product is annotated as putative regulator of nonsense transcripts. The record is from RefSeq and is a predicted model, not a curated record. Gene Ontology annotation, cellular component: cytoplasm. Lineage: Eukaryota; Fungi; Ascomycota; Eurotiomycetes; Eurotiales; Aspergillaceae. Bases 1 to 3180 code for a protein of 1059 amino acids. The transcript has 3 exons. Gene Ontology annotation, biological process: nuclear-transcribed mRNA catabolic process, nonsense-mediated decay. Gene Ontology annotation, molecular function: zinc ion binding; ATP binding; RNA binding.